AUGCCCAAUCUUGCCUCUUCUCUGAUCGAAGGAUUCAAGGGCCGCCGCUCCAUCUACGCCCUGACCAAUGAAUCCACAAUCUCCGAUGCCAGAAUCGAAGAGCUUCUUUCCGAAGUCGCAAUCAACACACCUAGUGCCUUUAACAGUCAAACUGCUCGGAUAGUUGUGCUACUGAAAGAAGACCACGAGAAAUUAUGGGACAUGGCUCACGACAUCGCCAAAGCUACAUUCCCUACUGAACUAUUUGAGAAGCUUUACGCGCCUCGUACUGCUAUGUUCCGAGCCGCAUAUGGCACAGUGUUGUUCUAUGAAGAUCCUGCGCCUCUGCAGUCCCUCAAAGAGAAGUGGCCAAUGCUCGAGAACCAACUCCCUGACUGGUCUAACCAUUCUAGCGGAAUGCAUCAAUAUGCCGCUUGGACACUCCUAGAGGCCGAGGGACUCGGAUGUAGUCUCCAGCACUACAGUCCACUGAUUGAUGCCGGUGUCUCAGAGAAGUGGAAUGUCCCAAAGGAAUGGAGCCUCAAGGCACAGUUGGUAUUCGGCAAGCCGACUGGGCCUCCUAAGGAAAAGACAUCCGAGCCUCUCAGUACACGGUUAUUCGUUCAUGGAAAGUAA
This is a messenger RNA of Penicillium angulare, 615 nucleotides long. RefSeq lists its product as uncharacterized. The transcript has 4 exons. Gene Ontology annotation, biological process: cellular response to oxidative stress. Bases 1 to 615 code for a protein of 204 amino acids. Lineage: Eukaryota; Fungi; Ascomycota; Eurotiomycetes; Eurotiales; Aspergillaceae. The record is from RefSeq and is a predicted model, not a curated record.